Messenger RNA from Cimex lectularius (bed bug), 1132 nucleotides. RefSeq names its product band 7 protein AGAP004871-like. NCBI's taxonomy places the organism in Eukaryota, Metazoa, Arthropoda, Insecta, Hemiptera, Cimicidae. Gene Ontology annotation, cellular component: plasma membrane. The record is from RefSeq and is a predicted model, not a curated record. Bases 96 to 1100 code for a protein of 334 amino acids. The transcript has 6 exons.
AAAUACUAUUACUAAAUAAUUUGUAAACAAUAAUUAAAAAUCAUGUGAUACUUGAAUCCAAGUGGUUUGAUUAUGUUAUUUUUUUCCUAUUUGUAAUGAGUAAAAGUGAAAAGAAGGGUAGUAGAAAGCAAGAACAACGCGAAACGCCAGCACGUUCAGAAGUAAGCGUCUCACAACACAGCAGCAUUCAUAUUGCUACACCGAAGAGGGAAACUAGCAGUCUGCCAAGGAAGAUGAUACAGAGUCAGGAAAAGGAAAUGCCGUACCGACCGACUAAGAAGGACCUUGAAAAUCCUAUGACCUACAUUUACAGCGAACCGCACCCAAGCAAAAUGACUAAAUGUUUUGAAGUAUUUUUAAUUGUUAUUUCCUAUGCUAUUGUGAUCCUGACAGUGCCAAUUUCUCUUUUCUUUACAUUCCGAAUUGUAAACCAAUAUGAAAAGGCUGUUGUCUUUAGAUUAGGACGGCUGAAAAAACAUACUCCAGGGCCUGGUCUUUUUUUCUUACUACCCUGCAUUGAUGUAUACAUAAACAUUGACUUGAGAUUAACUGCAAUGAAUGUACCAUCACAAGAGGUUUUAACAAAAGAUUCUUGCACUGUUAACGUUACUGCUAUAAUUUAUUACACUAUACAAGAUCCGAUUAAAGUGGUUGCAAGUGUUCAGCAAGCGAAGAGGGCGACAAUGCUGUUAGCAUCGACAGCUCUAAGGAAUGUCAUGGGCCAUAAAGAUUUGACAGAGAUUUUAAGCGAGCGUAAGGCAAUUGCAGUGAUAAUAGGCCAAAUUCUUGAGCACACUGUAACCCAUUGGGGAAUCAAAGUGGACAGUGUAGACAUAAAAGACGUUAGCCUCCCUGACAGCAUGCAGAGGGCGAUGGCUUCAGAAGCAGAGGCAUAUCGGGAUGCCAGAGCUAAAGUCAUCAAUGCAGAGGGUGAGCUGAACUCUGCUGAAAAACUGAGACAAGCGGCUCAGGUCAUCUCACGAAACCCUGUAGCACUUCAACUGAGGUAUCUUCAGACUCUGAAUACUGUUGCGGCCAACAAUAACAACACAAUAGCAUUUCCAUUGCCUAUGAAAUGGCAAAGACAAAUUUUUAAAUAAAAAUAUAAAUUCUGAUUUUGUUAAAACAGAAA